AUGGAGGCGGUGUUGCUGGAGCACUUCCCCGCGGGGUUGGACUCUUUUACCUCAGCGCCUUACUUCGACGACGAGGACUUCUUCACCGACCAGUCGUCCCGCGACCCCCUGGAAGGCGACGAGCUGCUGGAGGCCGACGUGGACUUCCUGUCGCCUCAGUUCCAGGCCUGCUACCGCGCCGGCGGCGGCGACGGAGGGGCCUGCGUUGGCGCCGGGCCCGGGGGUCAGCCGGAGGGCGCCUUCUGCUGCGAGGGGGCGGCGGGCAGCUUCUCGUCGUCCUUCUCGCCGCCGUCGUCGCCGUCGUCGAGCAGCUUCGGGGCCGAGUGCUGCGGCAGCGCGGCGUCGCCCCGGGCGGGCCUGAAGGCGCUGAGCGCGGCGGCCGCGGCGAGGCGCCGGCGCCGGGUGCGCUCCGAGGCCGAGCUGCAGCAGCUGCGUCAGGCGGCCAACGUGCGCGAGCGGCGGCGGAUGCAGUCCAUCAACGACGCCUUCGAGGGGCUGCGCUCGCACAUCCCCACGCUGCCCUACGAGAAGCGCCUCUCCAAGGUGGACACGCUGCGCCUCGCCAUCGGCUACAUCAACUUCCUCAGCGAGCUGGUCCAGUCCGACCUGCCCUUGCGCGGCGCCGGCACCCAAAGCCCCUGCCAGCCCAAGAAGGUCAUCAUCUGCCACCGCGGGACAAGUAAGUGCGGGCGCCGCCCUCCGCCCGGCACCCGAGAGAGGCGCGCGCGCUGGCCGGGGAAGGAAGGAAGCGCUUCCCGCGCUAAGGUGGCUGUCUCGGAAAGCCGCUCCGGCGCGCGCCUCAAGACGCAGGCGCCCUCGCAGUCUAGUUCAAGCGCUGCGCUCGUGCUUGCCUCGCUUUCUCCCCCAGGAAGACGUCUCCACGCUGGCAUCCCCCACCCCUCAAAACUCCACCUUAAGCUCCUCUUACACUCUGCCACACGUUUUUCCUCCCUCCCAUGGGCGCAUGAGCCAACCCUGGCACGCAGACAUACCCAACAACAGCACCCACUCUCGGACUUUUAGGGUUGGCAUUUUCACACGCGGGGAGACCCGCAGACGCGCGCGCAGAAAAUCUCACCCGCACGUACCCGGGCACAUUUGUUGUACACAGACGCAAAUGCAAGCAGUCCCAGAAAGAUCAAGACGAAGGAGCGCACGCUUGGGGAGACGGCAGGCGCUCGCUGUUUCUAAAGUGCGCUUCUCUCGUCCGCGCCCGCAAACUCUUCAGGUCUAGACAACUAGAGGUUGGAAAGGAAUCGCCGCCACGACUAGGCAUCUCUCUCUCUCUCUCUCUCUCUCUCUCUCUCUCUCUCUCUCUCUCACACACACACACACACACCCCACACACGCGCGGCCAAGCGAGCGCACGGAUUCAUGUGCGCGCCCUAGCUUCAGGAGGGCUCGUCCUACGGAGUAGCACACGCAUAUGCGCCUUUUGCGCGAAUACAAGGCGCCUCAUUGUGGUUAGGAAAAGAUUUAGAAAUCUGGCAGGUUCAAGGGAGACUCCUACGUGCUAUGCUAAAAGUUUCUUCUAACCCCUUCCGCACUCUAAAGGAAUGCGCUUCCUAGUCGGUGUUUUCCUCCAAGCACUCAGGAGCAGUCCGGGUGGAGAAAAUACCUUUUUGGGGGGAAUUGGGAUGCAGAUAUUAAGAGUUCUCUCUAUAUUAGAUAGAUAGAUAGAUACAGUAGAUAGAGAGAUAGAUAACCGCAUAGCGGUGUGCGUUGCUGCUGCUUGCAACAGGCGUUGAACGCCAAGGUUAGCCAGAGCACCUGCUGCUGUCCUGCGCUACAAUAGCCUAGAGAGAAAACGGGGCGCUUUGGCGCAGGUGUUGAUUCUUCCCUGUAUUCGCUGAGAAUAUUGCGAUUGUGAUUCACCCCUCUUCCUCUCUUUUCCUCCAGGAUCACCUUCUCCAAGCGACCCAGAUUAUGGGCUUCCUCCUUUGGCUGGGCAUUCUCUCUCCUGGACUGACGAGAAACAGCUGAAGGAACAAAACAUUAUUAGGACUGCUAAAGUGUGGACCCCUGAAGACCCUAGGAAAUUAAACAGCAAGCCUUCCCUAAACAACAUAGAAAAUGAACCCCCCUUUGACUUUGUAGCAUGAAAUGUGAAAGUUACUGGGUUGUAAAUAUCAAUAAUCUUUAUUACCAGUGUACAUUUGUACUUAAAGGCGUAUAUUUUUCAAAGGUACUUUACAGAAAGGUAUUCUAAUGGC
Podarcis lilfordi (Lilford's wall lizard) is the source of this 2213-nucleotide messenger RNA. NCBI's taxonomy places the organism in Eukaryota, Metazoa, Chordata, Lepidosauria, Squamata, Lacertidae. The record is from the annotation of a GenBank genome assembly.